AAUGAUGAAUUACUCACCAUUAAGAUAAAAGGGAUCAUACAAUGUUGGAUAAUCUAGGAUGUCCUAAGAUGUGAAGUCUAACCCAAAACAAGCUAAUGCGUUCCACAAUUACUAGCAAUUAAACUCUUCUUAACAUUAAGUACAGUAGUCUUAAAUACUAGCAAAAUUAGUCCUAAAACUUAAAAGUACAAACCACAACUAAAUAACAAAAUAUGGUUACUUAAUAGUAGUCUUUCUAAUCGAUAAGAUCAGUGAGAGUCAAUUAAGUAUCGACAAGAUCAAUACAUUAAUAAGUACUUAAAAUAUUAUAUUUUAGGCUGAAGCACAAAUAUCUGUAAGUAAUAUAAUUGUGCCUCCUUAAUAAUAGACACUACAAUAAUCAUAAUAAAUUAGAGUAGAGGGACCAAGAUCAUUAAGAAAUUAUAUCACUUCAUCUCCCCAAGGUCCCUUAUCUCACAAAUCUAAUAAGAGCUUUUCACUUUCAAGACCUGCAUUUGUUGAGUACUAUCCUCCAGUGUAUAUGCCUCAUGUUGAACCAAUUUAUUAAUAAACAAUAAUCGAUAAUCCAAUUAAAGUGGUUGACUUAAUAAAGUUUGAAGAAAUGUGGAGUAAAAGAAUGAGAGGAAUAGAGUAAAUGCUUGAAACAAAAAAUUAAGCAAUUAUUUAAUCAGAAAACUAUGAAUUAAGAGCAUCAAACAAUAAUGAUAGUUAGACAAUUAUUGAUUUAUAAACUGAACUUUUUAGAGUGAAAACUCAAUUGGAAGAUAGAGAUACAUAAAUAACUUUAUUGAAGCAACAAUUAUAAAAUGCUAGGGAAUAAAUUGAAUUUGAAAGCAGUAUAAAAUUUCAAUAUAUUUUAGAACAAAGUAGAAGUGCAUCUAAUAUGGUGACAUCAGAAUUAAACAUAAAAAUUACAACUUUACAAUAAACAAUUGUUAAUUUAUAAUUUGAUUUGAAAUCAGUUUAAGAAAUGGUAGAGAAAUAUAAAUUGGAAAAUUUUUAAUUAAAAUCUGAACUUCAAUAGAAUAUGACUAUUUUAAAUGGAAAGGAUGAAAUCAUAAUGAAAUUAAAAUAAUAAUUAAAAUCAAGUUCUGAAUAAUAUAAUUUAGAUGCAUGUAACUAUUUAUUAUAAAAUAAGAAUCUGGAAAGAAUGCUUCUUAAUAGAUAAUAUCUGAGUUAUAAUUUAAAUUGAAUUCUCUUUAGUAAACAAUAAAUAGCUAAUAAUUAAAUAUGAAUUCAAAGGAUGAUUUAAUUGAAAAGUUAAGAAUGGAAAUAAAUUAACUUAAAAUUGAGAAAUAGCAUAUCUAAGAUUUAUGUAAUGAUAAAGAUGACACAAUAUCAAAAUUAUAAAUGGAAUUAAAUGAACUCUAUUAACAAGUAGAUUAAUUGAGUGAAGAGAUCACAACAACUUAAUCAGUUAAAACAUUUGAGGAAGAAGCUAAAAUAUGGAAAUAAAAGUUUAAGGAAUUAAAUGAUACAUAUCAUGCAUGUUAAGAAAAAUUAAUGGUUAAAGAAGCAGAAUAUGAAUCAUUAUAGAAAUAAUAUAGUCAAUAGAAAAUAGUAACUUAAACUACAGUUAUUAAAUAGAAUAGUUCACGAUCUGUCUUAAAUGUAAUUAUUUUCUUAUAUCAAAGAAUUCUGAAUAUACAUCAAAUAGUAUGACAUAAAAUGAUUUCGAUAAAAUGUAAAAUAGUCAAAAACCACUUAUGAUGUGAUA
Messenger RNA from Paramecium pentaurelia, 1717 nucleotides. The record is from the annotation of a GenBank genome assembly. Lineage: Eukaryota; Ciliophora; Oligohymenophorea; Peniculida; Parameciidae.